Arctia plantaginis is the source of this 2154-nucleotide messenger RNA. NCBI's taxonomy places the organism in Eukaryota, Metazoa, Arthropoda, Insecta, Lepidoptera, Erebidae. The record is from the annotation of a GenBank genome assembly.
AUGCGUUGUUACUCGAUCCCGGCGAACAACAUGUCGGGAGGUUCACACGUGUCCCGAGCAACAUUUGGCGGUGCGGACUCCGAAAUAUCUGGUGGAAGUGCUCCUCCAUUACCGAGUCCAGCAUCUGCGGGGGCAGCUUUGGUGUCGCCUGAAACCUUAAGUCGACACAGCAGUCCUCCUCCUUUACCGCCACACCCAUCACACCAACAGCCGGCACCAUCAUGUUCAUCGCAUCGAGUGCACUUGGAAUCACCUUUGAGAUUAUCAAGUCCACCAUCGAUGUCCUUAGGCGGUUCAUUAUCGCUACAGCCAGUGUUGUACGGUCCACCAGGCGGUCCUCCACAUGCGCCGCUACCUCCCUCCCGGCGGCUGUCCAGGCCUUCCGCAGCUAUACAACAUAUGCACGUUAUAAGCGCGAGCGACGCAUUAGCAACAACCCUGUCUGCACUCUACGGCAAACUACUCGUCGUGAUGGGCAUCGCUUUCCCCAUGGCUGAGGUCAUUUCCACAUACAUUCCACCCUCGUUCUAUGAGGGUUUCUACCUCUACCUAUACAUCGGCAGCAUGGUGUUUCUAUUGUAUAUGUAUGCUGCACUCGCGCGAGACAAUUCAAAGUCAGCACACGAUGACACCGUUUUACCAAAAUCCGAAUCAAGUUCAUCACCCUCCGAGUCGGACUCGUGUUCUUCACGGAUGGAGCGAAGCACUGUAACCGCACCGCACAUAUCACCACAGUUAGCUGCCAAACGCCUAUCUCUUGGCUUCGCGCUCGCUACACGGACUCACCACUACGGCAGUUUUUACCUACGGAUGGGAGCAGUUGCUUUCGGCAUCGGGUCUAUGAUCUACUCGGGUUUGGAGUUUGGUCAGUACUGGGAACUGGAAAGGAACACAAACUGCCACAACGUGCUGCUCGCACUCACACCCGCCACUAGAAUGGCCUUCAUAUUUAUACAGAUGUACUUUAUCUUCCUGAACAAUGAGAUGAAGGUAUAUAAACAUAAGAUAGUAGCAAGAUUUGGCUUAAUGCAUAUGGUGGGUACCAACCUCAGUGUAUGGCUUAAUGUUCUCGUGCAAGAGACCAAACACGAGAUACUGACGUUUUACGAUCCUGAGAACAAGACUAUUGGCCUGUCACACAGACUUGCAUUUCAAAAGGCGUUUGCAUCGCUGUCGACUGACGUCCCACCAUCUCACCCCGCCGCUGCUCAUCUACGGGUACCAAGAGGCCUCAAAGGUCCCCACCACAUUUUCGAAUGUCGACGAACGAACAUCAUGGGCUCCCUCGUCCAGGAUGCAUCUCCGUUCUUAUUCCCCUGCACGAUCGAAUACUCUCUCAUUUGUGCUGCGAUCCUUUAUGUCAUGUGGAAGAACAUAUCUAAAUAUCCUUCAAAAGAUGUAGCGGCAGCAAUCGUCAAGGCUCGAAUACUAGAAGGUCUGGCGUAUAAGAAAUCUCCGCAUUUAUACAGCGUUGACUGCGCAAGAGCUCAUAAGGGACUGUUCUUCGGAAUUCUUGUUUUGGUACUAACCAUAAUAUCAUUGAUACUGUUUUUUGUUCUUGUAUCAAAAAAAGAUUAUGCAACGUUAGCUGUAGUAGAAGUAAACGUCUGUGAAUUAGCAUUAUACGCUAUGACGACUUUUGCGAGUUUAGCUGGUAUGUUUUGUUUGAGAAAACUAAAAUACGACGGUAACAGGAAUCUUGAAUUGGAUAACAUUCUCCUGGUUGGAGCACAAACCGGUAUGUUUAUCUAUGGUACUUUUACCAUAAUUGGAGGGCACUUCACGAUAGAAAAGAAUACUAUACUUAUAUUGAUCACAGCUCUCUCUUCAUUAAUCCAGACAACUUGUCAGACAAUGUUCAUUCUUGACGCCAGCCGGAGAUCAGCAAAGACAGCCGAGCAGCUUCGAAAGAAACCUGGAAGAGAAAUAGUAACGUUUCUGUUGGUAACUAAUUUGGCAAUGUGGGCUAUAAAUACUCUAGAGAAAUCUCGAGCGGAAUCACAUCCUGUUCAGCUUCAUUUCUACGGUCUGUGGGCUUGGACGAUCAUAACUCAUGUGUCAAUGCCAUUAGCGAUAUUCUAUCGAUUCCAUUCAACGGUGUGCUUGUGUGAAAUAUGGAAACGAGCUUACAAGAUGAAGCCAGCCUACAUGUAG